GGCCAAUUGUCAAAUCACCGCUGUUUUCUUUUAUCAAAUUUGUAGAACAAAAACAUUGGCAGUAAAUUUGUGCGUUUGGACAUAGGCGAUUACCAAAACUAAGGUGCUAGUGUGCCAAAGAAUGAUAGCGGGUACUGUCCGUCCCUUUGUGACCCGGACACUACAGUCCGUUUGCCGUAUGGUGAGAGACUACAGCCAGGAUAGUGGUGGUACGCAUAGCUCACCUAAACCUGGUGUGAAAAAUCCGGACACCAUAUUCGACAAGAUUAUUAAAAAAGAAAUACCGGCCGAUGUGAUCUACGAGGACGAGAAAUGUAUUGCCUUCAACGACGUUUCACCCCAAGCACCGGUUCAUUUUCUCGUGAUUCCGAAGCAAAAAAUUGAUAAACUAGAAAACAGUACAAUCGGCCAGGUUGAGUUACUCGGUCAUCUGAUGCAUGUAGCCGGCCAGUUGGGGAAAUCGAAGGCUCCCGAAGGAUUCCGAUUAGUUGUUAAUAAUGGUGAUAACGGAUGUCAGACGGUGUACCAUAUACACUUGCAUGUGAUCGGUGGUCGUCAGCUCGGCUGGCCUCCGGGAUGAUUGAUUAAUCAGUACCUUUGUAGUUCAUGAAUAAAGAGGAAUAUUCCCAAAAGUUUGGCUCGUUUUUGGGAGUUAAAAAAUUAAAUGUUUGUGAUUUGAUGACAUUUGAAAUGAGCUGACAUAUUU
Anopheles funestus (African malaria mosquito) is the source of this 706-nucleotide messenger RNA. RefSeq lists its product as uncharacterized. Gene Ontology annotation, cellular component: cytoplasm; nucleus. Gene Ontology annotation, biological process: purine ribonucleotide catabolic process. Bases 122 to 580 code for a protein of 152 amino acids. The record is from RefSeq and is a predicted model, not a curated record. Lineage: Eukaryota; Metazoa; Arthropoda; Insecta; Diptera; Culicidae. Gene Ontology annotation, molecular function: hydrolase activity. The transcript is spliced from 2 exons.